CACAACUGCUUCUCUCUCAUUUCUGUAACACACAGCAGUGUGCUCGGACAGGUGCCUUCAUGUCAAUUUGCCAACAUCUGUAUAUUCUUCUGGAAGAAACUUCUGCAGGCUUGAUCAGUGGGGCUGGACAUAAAGGAAGAUGCUCCAACAUCUGAAGCACUCACAUGAGAGGCAGACAACUGGAGUAAAGGCCUGUUGCGCUGGUAAUCAACACACUCAGCCGCACUGAGAGGCUGAAGAGCUGUACUUUCAAAGGACCUCUAUUGUCUUUAUUGUGAAAGUAUAAACAGAGGCUUUUCUUCUUCCUUUUUUUGACUAAGCAAAGGUGAAAGUUCUUUUUACCCUUCAUUUUGAAAUCGGAGGAAUUUUCUGAUUGUGAGUUUGAUUUUAAGUUCUCAUCCUCAUUGAGAGCUUCUUCACAAUCACUUGAACCAUCCUGGACACCGUUUUUGGUUUGAAAGGUAUCCAUGCUCUCUGACAGCAUGUGCUAAAAAGACUCCAUGUGCUUCCACCUACACUGGAUCUGAGUGACUACAAAACUUCAAACAGUGGAUUUUUACCUGUGGAUUGCAGAGAGGUUUGUCUGGGUUCCUCCAGAGUUUGGACUUUUGGAAUUGUUAGUGGUUGAUCCAGAAAGAGUUCAGUAUCCUGGAAUUCCUAAGGAAAGUUGUGAUGGGUAACGCAGCCGGCGGGUUGGAGCAGGUGGAUGGGCCGGAGGCCAAAGGCUCAACAGGAGGGUCAAACACUGCUCCCUCCACACCCAAAAAGAAAUGUGCCCCUGUGAAACUACCCAUGCCUCCUGAGGAAGAGCUCGAAGAACGCUUCAGUGUGGUUUUGAGCUCCAUGAAUCUGCCUCCUGACAAGAUGAAGCUUCUGAGUCAGUAUGACAAUGAGAAGAAAUGGGAGCUGGUCUGCGAUCAGGAGCGGUUUCAGGUGAAAAACCCUCCCUCUGCUUAUCUGACUAAAAUCAAGAGCUUCUACCAGGACCAGGGUGGAGUAGCACGCAGGUUCAAGAAACGUGUGCAGGAGUCAACUCAAGUCCUGAGAGAGCUGGAGAUCUCGCUGAGAACCAAUCACAUUGGGUGGGCUCAGGAGUUUCUGAACGAGGAAAACCAAGGCUUGGAUGUCCUGGUGGACUACUUGUCAUAUGCUCAAAGUGAUGCGCCGUUCGAGGUGGAAUCUGUGGAAAACGGUGGAUCUGUAUCAGACAACAGGAGGUUGUCAGAGAGAUCAGUGGAGGAUCUAGCCAAAAAUAUUAACCAUUCUUCCACACUCGGCAUGACCAGAGCGGCACGUGCACUCACGGUCCGAAUAAGUAACUUGACCCAUGGCAGAAAAACGAUGCGAAAUGCCCGAUUGGCCACCCAAAGAGAUGACGUUCACCUCUGCAUUAUGUGCCUGCGUGCUAUCAUGAAUUAUCAGUCUGGGUUCAAUUUAGUCAUGACUCACCCCAGAUGUGUCAAUGAAAUUACACUCAGCCUCAACAACAAAAACCCCAGGACUAAAGCUCUUGUGCUGGAGCUGUUGGCUGCAGUGUGUCUGGUUAGAGGAGGACAUGACAUCAUCAUCUCGGCCUUUGACAACUUUAAAGAAGUGAGUGGAGAGAAGAACCGCUUUGAGAAGCUAAUGGAGUACUUCAUGAAUGACGACAGCAAUAUAGACUUCAUGGUGGCUUGCAUGCAGUUCAUAAACAUUGUGGUUCACUCAGUGGAGAACAUGAAUUUCCGUGUGCAUCUUCAGUAUGAGUUCACCCAGCUGGGUCUCGACCAGUACUUAGAGUCCUUAAAGGAGAUGGAAAGUGAGAAGCUGCAAGUACAGAUCCAGGCGUACUUGGAUAAUGUGUUUGAUGUUGGAGCUCUGCUGGAGGAUGCAGAAAAUAAAGGGGAAAUAAUGGAGCAUUUAACAGAACUGCAGGAGACCAAUGCACAGCUGAAUGCCAGAUUGCAGGAAUAUGAGAAUGGAGCACUGGAAAAAAUGGCAGAACUAGAGCAACAACUAAUGCAGGCCACUAAAGAGUCAGCGCUGCUUAAGGAGAGUUUGCGAGAGUCCUGUGCCCAAGUGAGCACUUUGCAGCAGAGAGAACGAGAACGAGAGAUUCAGAGAGAGAGAGAACGAGAGCAGGAGCGUCUGUCGCAGCCCUCACAGGUAGACAGAGAAAGAAAGAGAGACGCGAGUGAAAAGGAGUCCAAACUGGAGGUGAAGCUGAAGGAACUGGAGGAGAAAGGCUUAGUCCGACUGGAGCGCACAGCCUCUGGAAGCUUGGACAUCGAAGUGAUUCCAGUCACCGUAGAGAAAAUUGUCACUCAAACAGUGACUGUGUCAGAUCCAGCUUCUCAAGCACCGUCCCCUCCAGCCACAGCACCGCCUCCACCUCCACCUCCUCCUCCUCCUCCACCUGGAGCUGCAGCGCCCCCUCCACCUCCUCCACCACCUCCUCCUCCUGGAAGUGGAGGUAUUCCACCUCCCCCUCCUCCUCCUCCUCCUCCUCCUCCUGGUGGAGGUCCUCCACCACCCCCGCCCCCACCUGGCUAUGGACCACCACCCCCUCCAGGAGCUCCUCCUGCCCCUGGGGCUGAAACAGGACCAAAGGGACGUAAACCAGUUCAACCAAAGUUUAAGAUGCCUCUGUUGAACUGGCAGGCUUUGAAGCCCAAUCAAGUGACGGGAACGGUGUUUAGCGAGCUGAAUGAUGAGCAACUGUUAGGGGAGCUGAAUAUGGAUGUAUUUGCAGAGCAGUUUAGAACCAAGGCUCAAGGUCCUCCAACAGAUCUUUCUAAGCUCAAGGUUAAGGUGGCUGAGAAGGCACCUAGUAAGGUGUCCAUGCUGGAGGCAAACAAAGCCAAAAACCUUGCUAUCACCCUCCGCAAGGGAGGCAUGAGCCCCAACGACAUCUGCACAGCCAUUGAGAGAUAUGAUCAGCAGUCUCUGAGUCUGGACUUUCUGGAGCUUCUGGAACGUUUUAUCCCAUCGGAGUAUGAGAUGAAGCUACUGCAGAACUACGAGAAGGAAGGGCGGCCACUAGAGGACCUGAGCGAGGAGGACCGAUUCAUGAGCCGCUUUGGUAAAAUCCCACGCCUUGCUCAGCGGAUCAACACCCUCACUUUCAUGGGCAACUUCCCAGAGUGCAUGAAACGUCUGCAGCCGCAAAUAGAUGCGAUCAUUGCAGCUUCCGUGUCCCUCAAGUCUUCAUCAAAGCUGAAGAAGAUGUUAGAGAUCAUCUUGGCUUUUGGGAACUACAUGAACAGCAGUAAAAGAGGAGCAGCGUAUGGGUUCCGUCUGCAGAGCCUUGACCUGCUGUUGGACACUAAGUCCACAGACCGCACACAGACUUUGAUGCACUUCAUUGCGAAUAUGGUGCAGGAGAAAUACCCCGAGCUUGCCUCCUUCCACACUGAACUCCGCUUUUUAGACAAGGCUGCUCUGGUGUCUUUGGACAGUGUGCUCCAGGAUGUGAGAUCUCUGGAGAGAGGGAUGGAAGGGACCAAGAAGGAGUUCCUGGUGCAGGACGACAUCCCGACGCUGAAAGAGUUUGUUAAAGCCAACAGUGACGUAUUAGACUCGCUUGUUAAAGAUGGCAAGACAGCACAGGAGGCAUACAUGUCUGUAGUGGAGUACUACGGAGAGAAUCCGAAGACGACACAGCCUUCCAUGUUUUUCCCAUUCUUCGUCAGGUUUAUCAAAGCUUAUAAACAAGCAGAACAAGACAAUGAACAGAAGAAGAAACAAGAGCUUGCAGCAGAAGAACAGGCAACCCCUUCCCCAAAGAAGAAAGAUAGCACUCCUCAAAAGGGUCCCAUGAUGCCCAAAAUGCCUCAGAUGGACCUGAUUGCAGAGCUGAAGAAAAGACAGGUGAAGCCUCAAGUCACAGACGGGGCCAUCGAGGGCAUUAUAACAGAUUUGAGAAAUUCACCCUACAGAAGAGGUGAUGGUCGGAGAGCAAAUCCACGACAAGACAACUGAGGGUUACCUACAGAGACUUCUCUCCUUCCCACCGGACACUUCUGUACUUAACACCUGGUCUUAUUCUUUAUAUACGUAUUAAAACAUUUUCAAUCUGUACAGUGAUACAGAAAAUGACUGCCAAACAUACACAACAACAGAUGCUGUACACAAACAAAGAGUCACACUAACAGACACCCAUCAUCACACACGCUUGCAUAUAUGCUGAUACACGUAACCCUUUGAGAAUGUUUAAAAUAAUUGUACAUAAGGCACAAAAAGGAUUUUUGUACCAUCGCAUAUGCUCCUGAAUAUGUAAGCAAUUCCUUGAGCUUCAAUUUUCACGUUUUGCUGUGUUUAUAUUGCUAAAGAAAUUGUAAAAAGUGCUCAUAGAUGAAGGCACUUUUAAUACAGCCUGAUAAUAAAUAAUACAGAUGAUAAGAAUUCUUAGAUAUUUGAAUAAAACAGUGAAAACAUUGUA
Molecule: messenger RNA, 4420 nt
Organism: Sinocyclocheilus anshuiensis
Lineage: Eukaryota; Metazoa; Chordata; Actinopteri; Cypriniformes; Cyprinidae
Product: formin-like protein 1
Exons: 26
Coding region: 673-3960 (1095 amino acids)
Biological process (GO): cell migration; cortical actin cytoskeleton organization; regulation of cell shape
Cellular component (GO): cytosol
Molecular function (GO): actin filament binding; small GTPase binding
Source: RefSeq, a predicted model, not a curated record